Aspergillus costaricaensis CBS 115574 is the source of this 6616-nucleotide messenger RNA. RefSeq names its product polyketide synthase alb1 (gene pksP). The record is from RefSeq and is a predicted model, not a curated record. Gene Ontology annotation, biological process: fatty acid biosynthetic process. Gene Ontology annotation, molecular function: phosphopantetheine binding; 3-oxoacyl-[acyl-carrier-protein] synthase activity; fatty acid synthase activity. Lineage: Eukaryota; Fungi; Ascomycota; Eurotiomycetes; Eurotiales; Aspergillaceae. The transcript is spliced from 6 exons. The coding region runs from base 1 to 6381 and encodes 2126 amino acids.
AUGGAGGGUCCAUCUCGUGUGUACCUUUUUGGAGACCAGACCAGCGACAUCGAAGCUGGCUUGCGCCGUCUGCUCCAAGCUAAGAACAGCACCAUUGUCCAGUCUUUUUUCCAGCAAUGCUUCCAUGCGAUCCGUCAAGAGAUCGCAAAGCUGUCGCCGUCUCAACGGAAGCUCUUUCCACGCUUCACAAGCAUUGUCGAUCUCCUCUCCAGGAGCCGUGAAUCAGGCCCUAGCCCUGUCCUGGAGAGUGCAUUGACAUGCAUCUACCAGUUGGGUUGUUUUAUUCACUUUUAUGGGGAUCUUGGACAUGACUACCCUACGCCCUCCAACAGCCAUCUGGUUGGCCUGUGCACCGGUGUUCUGAGUUGCACGGCUGUAAGUUGCGCCAGGAAUGUUGGUGAGCUUAUUCCAGCUGCAGUGGAAGCAAUUGUAAUUGCACUGCGACUGGGAAUCUGCGUUUUCCGAGUUCGAGAACUGGUGGCCUCCGCCGAUUCCGAGUCAACAUGCUGGUCAGCGUUGGUUUCCGGAAUUAGCGAAGCAGAGGCUAGCCGCCUGAUCGACGAGUAUAGCAGUAAGAAGGCUACUCCACCUUCUUCGAAACCGUAUAUCAGCGCGGUAAGCUCUAAUGGUGUUACUGUCAGUGCACCACCUACGAUCCUUGAUGAAUUUGUCGAGACCUGCAUUUCCAAGAACUACAAGCCAGUGAAGGCUCCGAUUCAUGGCCCGUACCAUGCGCCACAUCUGUAUGAUGAUAAGGAUAUUGAACGCAUCCUGCACCAAUCCUCUGCUCUGGAGGAACUGACCGGCUGGUCACCCGCCAUUCCCGUCAUCUCCAGCAACACUGGGAAGCCGAUUAAGGCAACGUCCAUCAAAGAUCUCUUCAAGGUCGCACUGGAGGAGAUACUACUCCGACGACUAUGCUGGGACAAGGUCACAGAGUCCUGCACAUCAGUCUGCAAGACCGGCAAAAACCACUCUUGCAAAUUGUUUCCGAUCUCAAGUAGCGCCACGCAGAGUUUGUUCACCGUCCUCAAGAAGGCUGGUGUGAGCAUCAGCUUGGAGACUGGGGUAGGAGAGAUUGCGAUAAACCCGGAAACGCGGAACCUCACCGGCAAGGCAGAAAACUCGAAGAUUGCCAUCAUCGGUAUGUCUGGAAGAUUUCCUGAGUCAGAUGGUACGGAGGCCUUCUGGGACCUCCUGUACAAGGGACUCGACGUACAUCGCAAAGUCCCCGCAGACCGCUGGGACGUUGAUGCCCACGUCGACAUGACUGGGUCAAAGAGAAACACAAGUAAAGUGUCUUACGGUUGUUGGAUAAACGAACCCGGCCUGUUUGACCCCAGAUUCUUCAACAUGUCGCCCCGGGAAGCCCUCCAAGCAGAUCCUGCACAACGUCUUGCUUUGCUUACAGCGUACGAGGCUCUCGAGAUGGCUGGAUUCAUCCCGGAUAGCUCUCCCUCGACACAGAGGGACCGUGUGGGUAUUUUCUACGGAAUGACUAGUGACGACUACCGUGAGAUCAACAGCGGCCAGGACAUUGAUACCUAUUUCAUCCCUGGCGGUAACCGAGCAUUUACGCCGGGUCGGAUAAACUACUACUUCAAAUUCAGCGGCCCAAGUGUGAGUGUUGACACAGCGUGCUCGUCGAGUCUUGCUGCUAUCCAUAUGGCCUGCAAUUCGAUCUGGAGAAAUGACUGCGACGCCGCCAUCACUGGCGGUGUAAACAUCCUGACCAACCCUGACAACCACGCGGGUCUGGAUCGGGGCCAUUUCCUGUCUACCACUGGCAACUGUAACACCUUUGAUGACGGUGCCGACGGCUACUGUAGAGCGGACGGAGUUGGAAGCAUCGUUUUGAAGCGGCUCGAAGAUGCCGAGGCCGACAACGACCCGAUCCUGGCAGUCAUUAACGGUGCUUACACCAACCACUCGGCGGAGGCCGUGUCAAUCACUCGUCCCCACGUUGGUGCGCAAGCAUUCAUCUUCAACAAGCUGCUCAAUGAUGCGAACAUCGACCCCAAGGACGUGAGCUACGUGGAAAUGCAUGGCACCGGAACUCAAGCCGGUGACGCAGUGGAAAUGCAAUCCGUUCUUGAUGUCUUCGCACCAGACUACCGCCGGGGUCCUGGUCAAUCGCUUCAUAUUGGCUCUGCCAAAGCCAACAUCGGACAUGGCGAAUCCGCAUCAGGAGUGACUGCUCUUGUCAAGGUCCUCCUAAUGAUGAGAGAAAACAUGAUUCCUCCUCAUUGCGGUAUCAAGUCCAAAAUCAAUUCCAAUUUCCCGACGGACUUGGCCAAGCGCAAUGUUCAUAUCGCCUUCCAGCCCACUCCAUGGAAUCGUCCGGCUUCCGGAAAGCGGCGAACCUUUGUCAACAACUUUUCUGCUGCUGGUGGUAACACUGCUCUUCUGGUGGAAGAUGCUCCCAUACCGGAACGCCAGGGGCAGGACCCCAGGUCGUUCCACCUGGUCUCGGUGUCAGCAAGAUCACAGUCUGCACUGAAGAACAACGUCGAAGCCCUGGUGAAGUUUAUUGACGCUCAGGGUAAGUCCUUUGGAGUGAAAGAAACCGAAUUUCUUCCGAACCUGGCGUACACGACCACCGCACGCCGCAUCCACCAUCCGUUCCGUGUCACUGCUGUUGGAGCGAACCUGCAAUCCCUGCGUGACUCGCUGCAUGGUGCUUUAAACCGUGAGACAUAUACCCCAGUACCCUCAACGGCUCCUGGUAUUGGAUUCGUCUUCACCGGCCAAGGCGCCCAAUACACAGGAAUGGGCAAGGAGCUCUACCGCAGUUGUUUCCAGUUCCGCACCACCAUUGAGCACUUUGACUGCAUCGCAAGAAGCCAGGGCCUUCCUUCUAUCCUGCCUCUCGUCGAUGGAAGCGUACCCGUUGAAGACCUUAGCCCAGUCGUGGUACAAGUGGGCACUACUUGUGUGCAAAUGGCUCUGGUCAAUUACUGGACUGCGUUGGGUGUGAAGCCGGCCUUCAUUAUCGGACACAGUCUCGGUGACUAUGCAGCCCUUAACACAGCCGGUGUUCUAUCCACCAGCGAUACAAUCUAUCUGUGUGGCCGCCGUGCUCAGUUGCUGACGAAGGAGUGCAAGAUUGGGACACAUUCGAUGCUGGCCAUCAAGGCGUCUCUGGCAGAGGUUAAACAGUUCCUCAGAGAUGAGCUCCACGAAGUCUCUUGUAUUAACGCACCAGCAGAGACCGUCGUCAGCGGUCUUGUCGCUGAUAUUGAUGAGCUGGCUCAGAAAUGCUCCACAGAGGGUUUGAAGUCAACCAAGCUCCGUGUCCCUUACGCAUUCCACUCCUCUCAAGUGGACCCUAUCUUGGAUUCCUUUGAAGAUAUUGCUCAAGGUGUCACCUUCCACAAGCCGACAACACCUUUCGUCUCAGCCCUGUUCGGCGAAGUGAUCACUGAUGCCAACUGGGAGUGUCUCGGCCCCAAAUACCUGCGCGAUCAUUGCAGGAAGACGGUCAACUUCCUUGGCGGCGUGGAGGCUACAAGGCAUGCGAAGCUGACCAACGACAAGACUUUGUGGGUCGAGAUUGGCUCACAUACCAUUUGCUCUGGAAUGAUUAAGGCAACACUUGGACCGCAAGUUACAACGGUUGCAUCUCUACGCCGCGAAGAAGAUAUCUGGAAGGUCCUUUCAAGCAGUCUUGCGAGCCUUCACUUGGCGGGUAUUGACAUCAACUGGAAGCAAUAUCACCAAGACUUUUGCUCCUCUCUCCAGGUUCUUCGCCUCCCAGGCUACAAGUGGGAUCUCAAGAACUACUGGAUUCCCUAUACCAACAACUUCUGCUUGAGUAAGGGCGCUCCAGUAGCGGCAGUAGCUGCAGGGCCGCAGCAUGAGUUCCUGACAACCGCGGCUCAGAAGGUCAUUGAGACUCGAGGUGAUGGAACAACAGCCACAGUUGUAAUAGAAAACGACAUUGCUGAUCCUGACCUUAACCGCGUCAUUCAAGGCCACAAGGUCAACGGCGCCGCUCUGUGCCCCUCAUCACUGUAUGCCGAUAUAUCUCAGACGCUUGCAGAGUAUCUCAUCAAGAAGUAUAAGCCUGAGUAUGAUGGACUUGGACUGGAUGUCUGUGAGGUCACAGUGCCACGGCCAUUGAUUGCGAAAGGUGGACAGCAGCUCUUCAGAGUAUCUGCGACAGCGGAUUGGGCGGAGAAGAAGACAACCCUUCAGAUCUAUUCAGUCACUGCAGAAGGGAAGAAGACCGCUGAUCACGCAACUUGCACUGUCCGAUUAUUUGAUUGUGCUGCUGCUGAGGCGGAGUGGAAACGAGUUUCAUACCUUGUCAAGAGAAGCAUUGACCGACUGCAUGAUAUCGCCGAGGAUGGUGACGCUCACCGUCUCGGUAGAGGUAUGGUUUACAAACUUUUCGCCGCUCUGGUUGAUUACGACGAAAAUUUCAAGAACAUUCGCGAGGUUAUUCUUGACAGUGAACAGCACGAAGCUACCGCACGCGUCAAGUUCCAAGCGUCACAGGGCAAAUUCCACCGGAACCCGUUCUGGAUUGACAGCUUUGGACACCUGUCUGGGUUCAUCAUGAACGCAAGCGAUGCAACAGACUCCAAGAACCAGGUCUUUGUAAAUCACGGAUGGGACUCAAUGCGUUGUUUGAAGAAGUUUUCGCCUGAUGUCACCUACAGAACUUAUGUUAGAAUGCAGCCUUGGAAAGACUCCAUCUGGGCUGGUGAUGUCUACGUCUUCGAUGGGGAGGAUAUCGUUGCGGUGUAUGGUGCAGUCAAGUUUCAAGCCUUAUCGCGCAAGAUCCUCGAUACGGUCCUACCACCCAGUCGUGCUAGCGCCCCGGCUCCGGCGAAGCCUGCUGCUAAGCCCAGUGCCCCAAGCUUGGCCAAACGGGCUCUUACCAUCCUCGCAGAGGAAGUGGGACUCUCCGAAUCCGAAAUCACAGAUGAUCUGGUGUUCGCCGACUACGGUGUGGACUCUCUUCUUUCCCUGACAGUCACGGGCAGGUAUCGCGAAGAGUUGGAUAUCGACCUCGAAUCCUCCGUCUUCAUUGACCAGCCGACCGUGAAAGACUUCAAGCAGUUCCUGGCACCAAUGAGCCAGGGAGAAGUCAGUGAUGGGUCCACCAGUGACCCAGAGUCCAGUAGCUCCUUCAAUGGUGGCUCUUCAACAGACGAGUCCAGUGCUGGGUCCCCUGUCAGCUCACCACCAAAUGAGAAAGUUACGCAGGUUGAGCAGCAUGCUACGAUAAAGGAAAUUCGCGCCAUCUUGGCUGACGAGAUUGGUGUUUCUGAGGAGGAGCUGAAGGACGAUGAGAACUUGGGAGAGAUGGGGAUGGACUCUCUGCUCUCGCUUACCGUGCUUGGUAGGAUCCGUGAGACAUUAGAUCUCGAUCUGCCGGGCGAGUUCUUCAUCGAGAAUCAAACUCUUAAUGACGUGGAAGAUGCAUUGGGCCUCAAGCCCAAGGCUGCGCCUGCACCUGCGCCUGCACCCGUUCCCGCACCAGUGUCCGCGCCCAUAUUGAAGGAACCUGUCCCCAACGCAAACUCUACCAUCAUGACACGGGCGAGCCCGCACCCUCGAUCAACCUCCAUUUUGUUGCAAGGGAACCCGAAAACCGCCACCAAGACCCUGUUCCUGUUCCCUGAUGGUUCUGGUUCCGCAACAUCGUACGCAACCAUUCCCGGAGUGUCUCCAGACGUGUGUGUCUACGGGUUGAACUGCCCGUAUAUGAAGACUCCAGAGAAGCUGAAGUACCCCCUUGCUGAGAUGACAUUCCCUUACCUGGCCGAGAUCCGCCGCAGACAGCCCAAGGGCCCGUACAACUUCGGUGGAUGGUCUGCAGGUGGUAUUUGCGCCUAUGAUGCCGCUCGCUACUUGAUUCUUGAAGAGAACGAACAGGUUGACCGAUUGCUCCUUCUCGACUCGCCCUUCCCCAUCGGCUUAGAGAAGUUGCCCACCCGGCUUUACGGCUUCAUCAACUCAAUGGGUCUCUUUGGAGAAGGCAACAAGGCUCCCCCGGCCUGGUUGCUUCCCCACUUCCUGGCCUUCAUUGAUUCCCUCGAUACCUACAGGGCUGUUCCCCUCCCCUUUGACGAUCCGAAGUGGGCCAAGAAGAUGCCCAAGACUUUCAUGGUCUGGGCCAAGGACGGUAUUUGCAGCAAGCCGGAUGACCCGUGGCCCGAGCCGGACCCGGACGGCAAGCCGGAUACGAGAGAAAUGGUCUGGCUCCUCAAGAACCGGACCGACAUGGGACCCAACAAAUGGGACACGCUCGUUGGGCCCCAAAAUGUCGGUGGUAUCACCGUAAUUGAGGGUGCGAACCAUUUCACCAUGACUCUGGGACCCAAGGCCAAGGAACUGGGCUCCUUCAUUGGUAACGCCAUGGCCAAUUAGAUUGUUAUGCAUUACGCCUUCCUCCAAGACUCCAGCCAGAACUGACAGCACUGCCAUUCUAUUGAUGGAAUUCGCAUAUUAAUCCACUAAUAUUGUCGUUGUACCCCUUAGGAUUUAAGCACACUAUUGUUGUGAUUGCAGGUGGCGGAUUUCGUGCUGCUAAUGGUCUACCUGGAUUUUGGUUUCUUGGAGUUGAAGUGAUGAUGAUGAGAAAAGACGAACGAUGUGAUAUACG